Messenger RNA from Suricata suricatta (meerkat), 5992 nucleotides. RefSeq names its product atlastin GTPase 3 (gene ATL3). The transcript has 13 exons. Bases 222 to 1847 code for a protein of 541 amino acids. Gene Ontology annotation, biological process: endoplasmic reticulum organization; protein homooligomerization. Lineage: Eukaryota; Metazoa; Chordata; Mammalia; Carnivora; Herpestidae. Gene Ontology annotation, molecular function: GTPase activity; GTP binding. The record is from RefSeq and is a predicted model, not a curated record.
GAUUCGGCCGCGUGCGCCUUUCCCUCCGGCCCGCCCAACGCCUGCCGCGCCUCGCAGACCCACCCCGCGUUCUUUCCCUCCGCGCUUUGCACGCCCCUUCUUCUCCCCGGGGUUUUUCUAGAGCCCAGGCCCCGCCCGUUUCCUGCCUCCUGGGCCCGGUUCGUUCCCGCCUCAGCCCGCCCCUCCGCGCCCCUGCUGCUUGUGCUGAAGGCGGAGGCUCCAUGUUGUCCCCUCAGCGAGCGGUAGCGGCUGCCUCCGGAGGAGCAGGUGAUGCCAUGGAGACUGGAAAGCCUGGUCCAGUGCAGGUUGUUUUGAUUCAGAAAGACCAGCAUUCCUUUGAGCUAGACGAGAAAGCCCUGGCCAGCAUUCUCCUGCAGGACCCCAUCCGAGACCUUGACGUGGUGGUGGUGUCCGUGGCCGGUGCCUUCCGAAAGGGCAAAUCCUUCUUUCUGGACUUUAUGCUACGAUACUUGUAUUUCCAGAAGGAAGGUGGCCGUUCAAACUGGUUGGGUGACUCAGAAGAACCAUUAACAGGAUUUUCAUGGAGAGGGGGCUCUGACCCAGAAACCACUGGGAUUCAGAUCUGGAGUGAAGUUUUCACCGUGGAGAAGCCGGGUGGGAAGAAGGUGGCAGUUGUUCUGAUGGAUACCCAGGGGGCGUUCGACAGCCAGUCCACCGUGAAAGAUUGUGCCACCAUCUUCGCUCUCAGCACCAUGACCAGUUCUGUACAGAUUUAUAAUUUGUCCCAGAACAUUCAGGAAGAUGAUCUUCAACAGCUACAGCUCUUCACGGAAUAUGGUCGUCUGGCAAUGGAUGAAAUUUUCCAAAAACCCUUCCAGACACUGAUGUUUUUGGUUCGAGACUGGAGUUUCCCUUAUGAAUACAACUACGGACUACAGGGAGGAAUGUCCUUUUUGGAUAAGCGUCUACAGGUGAAGGAGCAUCAGCAUGAAGAAAUUCAGAAUGUCCGAAAUCACAUUCACUCGUGCUUCUCCAAUGUCACCUGCUUUCUCCUGCCGCAUCCAGGGCUCCAGGUGGCCACAAGCCCUGACUUUGAUGGGAAAUUGAAAGAUAUUGCCAGCGAGUUCAAAGAGCAGUUGCAGACCCUGAUACCAUUUGUUUUGAAUCCAGCUAAUUUAAUGGAAAAGGAGAUCAAUGGCUCAAAAGUCACCUGUCGGGGGCUCUUGGAGUAUUUUAAGGCGUAUAUUAAAAUCUACCAAGGAGAAGAUCUGCCUCACCCCAAAUCCAUGCUUCAGGCCACUGCUGAGGCCAACAAUUUAGCAGCCGCAGCCUCUGCCAAAGACGUCUAUUACAACAACAUGGAGGAGGUUUGUGGAGGAGAGAAACCUUACUUGUCUCCAGACAUUCUAGAGGAGAAGCACUGUGAAUUCAAACAACUUGCUCUGGACCAUUUUAAGAAGACCAAGAAGAUGGGCGGGAAGGAUUUUAGUCUUCGUUACCAGCAGGAGCUAGAGGAGGAAAUCAAGGAGCUCUAUGAGAAUUUCUGCAAACACAAUGGCAGCAAGAACGUGUUCAGCACCUUCCGAACCCCCGCGGUGCUUUUCACAGGCAUCGUGGCUCUGUACAUUGCCUCAGGCCUCACUGGCUUCGUGGGUCUCGAGGUCGUGGCCCAGCUGUUCAACUGUCUGGUUGGCCUGCUGUUAAUCGCGCUCCUCACGUGGGGCUACAUCAGGUACUCCGGGCAGUACCGGGAGCUGGGCGGGGCCAUCGACUCUGGUGCCGCCUACGUGUUAGAGCAGGCUACUUCCCAUAUGGGCAAUUCCACUCAGGCCGCUGUGAGGGAUGCGGUUGUUGGGAGGCCACCUGCGGAUAAAAAAGCUCAAUAGCAUCUUCACCGGAGGAUCCGACAAGAACGCAGCCAGCCCCUACCGAUUUCUGGGUUUCUGCCACGGCCACAGGUCCAGGUCCAGAGGAACGCAGAUCUGGGAUCAUCCGGGAAGUGCCGAGACUCGGCAGUGAUAAAUGCGCAGAGCGACCUUUCCCGUGGCUUCAAAUUCUUACACGUACUUCCAUUUCUGUUGGAGGCGCUUCUUUUCCUUGCUGAUCUAGAUCCCAGCCUGUGUCUGUUUCCUUAUUACUCUCUGCUUUGUGCACUUUAUGGGGGAGAAGGUGAAAGAAGAACAUGCAAAUGUGGUUUUAAGUUCUGCACGUGCCACUUAGUGCCUUUUAAGAUUGAAUCCAGGCUUCUGAGGACAUGAUAGGGAGGGGAUUGGGGAUAACCUCAUGGGAGAUGCUGUUUGGGGGUGAAACCUGUCAGUUCUUUUUAUACCUUACUCUUUUUAAAAAGUUUACAAAACUUGCAAAAGUUUCGGAACAAAAGGCUGAAAAUGUUGCCAUUACACUUUUAAAAUCUUAUGAUAUUAGAAAAUGCUGCUUGCCACAUAGUAUAGAAAAAUUGUAUCCUAUCUACCAUAUGCUGAAAUUUAGAGUCUUUUACCUGACAGGCUGACGGUUUUGUUGGGAUGUACUCUUAUUUUAUUUUUGCCUUCAUUUCUGUAGCUUCUUUCUAGAAAAGAGGCCAACAUGCCUUGAAAAGCCAGACUGGCUCAUAAUAAAAGGAAUGAGCUUGAGAUUUUAAGAAAAAAGCUUGAGUUUAAAUGAACCAUGUGACCUCUGAUAAGUCACUUGAACUUGUGCCUUGGUCAGAUUCACUGUUCGUAGGUUUGUAUGCAUAUAUGUAUUAUAUAUGACUCAUGGUUAUCAUUUGAGAGGCCUUAUUUUCAAGAGUUCUGCAUAAAAACAGAACUUUGUUAAGUUUUAGAGAAAAGACAUUACCAAACAUGGCUGCAUUUAGUUGAUGUCCUGUUUCUUGGGACCUAGCAGUAAAAUCAGGUCUUUAUCUAAAACAUAGGUUUGUCUUUUCCUAUGCACUAAUAUUUCUAAUAACGAAGCUAAAAUUGUCAGUUUUGUUUAGUGAAUCUUCCUCUGUUUAACUUUACUUGACUGGCUAGUACCUUUAAAGUAGCUUUGGCUCAGUGAGGACCCAAGUCCCACCCAGUACAGACAGUAUCUAGAAGUAUCCAGGAAGCUUUCUUUACUUUGAUUGUGUGAUAAAAACACUUUAUCUAUUAGUUACCUUUUCCUUUGAUUUAUAGUGGUGAAUUGUACAUUUUAAAACUUCAUAAAACGUGCCUGCAAGUAUUUAUAUAAACAUUCAGGUCGGAGAGCUCCAAUUCUUAAGAUAUAUUUUGUUUUGGGGGGCGGUGGGAGGCUUGGGGAAAAUGCAGGUGUAGAUCCUGAACGCGGGACAUCUGACGGGAAGGCGGAAAGAAGUCUGGUCUCGCGCGUAAUCUCUUUAUCAAGGAAGUUUCUUUUUACUAUUUUAACACCUCACCACUGCAGUAUUUUUAUAAGUCCUGAAUUCCAAGCAUUUUAUAUUUUUUCAUAUUUACAUACCAUCUUGCCCUGAAGUUGUUGCUCCUUUUUUUUCAGUUGCCAUUAAAUUUGAGGAAAGUUCCAGCUUGUUCUAAAAACUGUCUACUUGCAUAUCAGUGAUGCUUAGUUUUUACUGUUACAUUGAAAGUUUCUCUUUGGAAUAUUGGUGCAUUUUCAGGUGGCCCCUCAUCUUCCUGGAGGUUCACACUUAUUAGCGAAAGACCUUACAGAUGUUGAGAUACUUGGCUUUUAUUGCAUUGUAGAAACGUGUUUAUAGAUUUCCAGAUAACUGUCUAGAGCGGUGCUUUUAAUGAGAAAAGAAUGAUGUGUCUAAAACUUAUUUUAACCCUAAAGUAUUCGAAUUUUUAAAAUAAAAAUAUAUGGUGUGUGAUUUAGUGAAGUCUUAGGAUUAAUUACUGUUUAAGUCACAAUUUCUGUUUUGAUCUUAAAUAAUUUGGUUCAGUGGCCCUGGGGAAGCCUUAUUAUUUUUGUCUUUAUUAACUUAUUAUGCCUCUGGAACAUGUUUAUAAAGUUUUUCUCAGUGAGGAUCCUUAAUGAGUUUUCUUUGGCCCAUUUUUACAGUAAAUCGAUGGUUUAUAUCUUUUCCAAUAAAAGAUACAUUCUCAUUGCUGGCUUUAAAUAGUCCUGGGGAGAUUUAUAGUCUGGUUGCAAAGAACGUCUUUUCCCUCUUAAGGCCCCUCAGCCUUCAGUGCGUGGGCCGGGGGCGCGUUGAGGAGCUCGGUCGGGAAGUCCCGCUGCCCCUCCUGGCCGGCCUUCCCGCACACCCAUUGUUAGCACGCUGGGUUCUGGUGGUUAUGCGGGGCACCUUCCUAUUAAUGUAUGAAAAGGGGUUUUCAGAGUUUUACUGAAAACUUCAUUUCAGGAAAAAAUGUUUUUUCAUUUUUAAAAAUACUUUGAAUUAGGUCUUUAUGGUAAAAAUGAUAGAAUCAAAAUUUCAGUUCUUUCAUGAAUGAUCUAAUGAUCACAGAUGAUGGUAAACAUCUUUGGAGUCCUGCCACAUUUUAGCAGUAUACCAGCAAGUCUGUUCCGUGGAGGCUGAUGUAUUAACACCUACUUUAUGCUUGGUAAAUUUGCCUAUGAAAGUUGUUUUGCUUUAUCUGUUCUUUCUCUUUUCUCUUAACAUGAAGUGAAAGGCUUUAGGCAAACAAAUAAACUGCCUUCCUAACUGUCAGUGUGUUUCCUUAGUAGGUCAUAUCCAGUGUUCUACCUGGCUUAUAAAAGUUUUACUUUUUUCCUAGUGUUUUUUUUUUUAAUAAUUUAUAUGGAAGUCUUCAUAGGACUCUCCUGCCCCCCAGAACUAUUGAAAUGUAAUUUAGGGUGAUUUAGGAUGGCUCCCAUCUAAGGACCAUCAUGGGCUACGUCUUUCUGCCUUUCAUUUAGAUCUGACACAAUUUUAGUCAAGGAAUAGGGCAUAAUGAAGACAAGCUUCAGUCACGAAAGUAAAAACCAUUUGUUUAAGUGAUCUUUAAAAAAAUGACAAGAAGUCCAUUGUACGAGACCAUUUGCUGCCAUUGAAUAGUCUCCUUGCGUCCUGUUACGUCCUGGGGUUUGGGUAACGGCUCUCAUCCACGUUGGAGUGUGGAAGACUUAUUUGGGAGGCUUGUUUCAAAACAUUCAGAUUCCUAGCUUUAUGUCAGGGAUCGCCUCGGUGGGUCUGGGUUGUGGCCCUGGAAUCACCUCUCUGGUGGACAGUGUUGCAGGAGGGACUCGGAGGCCGGUGAGAGACCUCCGUGGGACGGGGAAGUGCAAUUCCGUGUUGUCUGGGGGCCAGGGGCCGACAGCUUCUACCGGGGGCUCCGAACAGGCGGUCUGCCGCCAGGACCCUGGCUCAGUUUCCCGUGUUCAGAGUAAUAAGGGGGGUGGCUUCCAUGCAUGGGGUCACCCAAGCCCCUUAAAGCUGCUUUUGUCAGUCAGGGUGUCAUUCACAGUGCCUUCGCUGAAAACGAAUGUGCACGGAUCCUAUUUACUAACCAGUGUAAUUAGGAUUUUGAAAAAACUAUUUUGAAAGUUUUCUUUUAAAAAAAAAUUCAGCACUUUGGCUCAAACCCCUCUUCUUUCAGGUACAGAAAACCUUAAGCCAUAAAUAAAAAUAACAAAAAGAAAGAUCACUUUGAAAACGAGUGACAAAAGUACCCCGUAUCAGGAACUUUUCCAAGUUCUGGAUCCAGAAGCAGAAAGUUUUCAAAAGAAAUUUUUCUUCCUUGGGAAGGACUUUCAUGUGCCAGAACUAAAAUUUAAAUGUAGUGAGUGCUCUUAUGACCAGGGGAAGGUUGCAUUUGAUUCUCGAAGCUUUCCAAUCUCAAUGGCUAAAUGCUGCCAAGGACUUAAGCCUUAAAGGGGCCAGUAUUAAUACCAAGCAUACACAAAUUUUCCUCUCAAGAGUUUUUUUUCUUUUCUUUACAAAAUGAUUUGUUGAAAAUACUUUCUCCUAGGCCCUUGGCUUUGAACGGCUUUACAAUUUAACAUACUUUUUAAAAAGUGCAGUGGGAUGAGAUUAUGCUACCAGUUUCUUGAAAGCAUGUUUUCUGUUUCUUAGUUGUAAGGUCAUUUAAUUGAAUAAAGAUCAUAGCACCAA